AUGAUUCACGCCGUUCUCAUUUUUAACACUCAUGGUAAACCUCGUUUAUCUAAAUUCUAUACACCUCUAUCAGCUUUAAUCCAACAAUCUCUCAUCUCACAAAUAUUCUCUCUCAUCUCAGAUAGACCCAGUGGUGUAUGUAACUUCCUCGACGCUCCAGAUCUAGUAUUCCCCUCGCAAACGGGAACCAAAAUUGGUUCUACUUUGGAAAGCCCAUACGAUGGUAAGACAUCGUUUGAAAGUGUGAGAGGAAAGGGGAGAGAAUCAGAAGGAUCUUCAAGUGGGAUAGGUGGGAAAGGGGAAGAUGAUACCAGAGUUAUUUAUCGACAUUAUGCUACUUUAUAUUUCGUGUUCGUAGUAGAUGGAGCUGAGAGUGAAUUGGGAAUAUUAGAUUUGAUACAAGUUUUCGUAGAAUCUUUAGAUAGAGCAUUCGAAAAUGUUUGUGAACUUGAUCUUAUUUUUCAUUUCGAUGAUGUUCACCAUGUUUUAAGUGAGAUCAUACAAGGUGGUUUAGUAUUAGAAACCAACAUACAUGAGAUAACAGCUUGUGCACAAAAUUCAUUACGAAAUAGAAAAGCUUCAUCAACAUCAUCAAACCCUCUCAUACCUAGUUUAUUAACCACACCUUCUUUCCGUCCUGGUAGAUCUGAUGGAGGGAAAGGUUGGUUAUCCGUCAUGGGUGUUUAA
Tremella mesenterica DSM 1558 is the source of this 687-nucleotide messenger RNA. RefSeq lists its product as uncharacterized. Bases 1 to 687 code for a protein of 228 amino acids. The transcript is spliced from 5 exons. The record is from RefSeq and is a predicted model, not a curated record. Gene Ontology annotation, cellular component: intracellular membrane-bounded organelle; AP-3 adaptor complex; membrane coat. Gene Ontology annotation, biological process: intracellular protein transport; Golgi to vacuole transport. NCBI's taxonomy places the organism in Eukaryota, Fungi, Basidiomycota, Tremellomycetes, Tremellales, Tremellaceae.